Molecule: messenger RNA, 866 nt
Organism: Oryza sativa Japonica Group (Japanese rice)
Lineage: Eukaryota; Viridiplantae; Streptophyta; Magnoliopsida; Poales; Poaceae
Product: ferredoxin C 1, chloroplastic
Biological process (GO): electron transport chain
Molecular function (GO): electron transfer activity; 2 iron, 2 sulfur cluster binding
Source: RefSeq, a predicted model, not a curated record
UGUUGGUCAUCCAGAGUUGGACAGACAGCGCCUUCCUUAUCCUAAGCACACACCAUCCAAAACCUCCUCCACGCUCUAUCUCUCCAUGGCUGCCGCCGCCGCUUCGCUGCUCCACCUCGCCACCUCCGCCUGCUCCCCGCCGCGCGUCAGGCUCGUCGGCCCCACCACCGGCCGGAGAUCGCCGCUGCGCGCGGCUCCGGCGCCGCCGCCGCCGCGGGCGUACAAGGUGACGAUCGAGCACGGCGGCGAGUCGCGGGUGGUGGAGGUGGAGGAGGGCGAGACCAUCCUGUCGCGGGCGCUCGACGAGGGCAUCGACGUGCCGCACGACUGCAAGCUCGGCGUGUGCAUGACGUGCCCGGCGCGCCUCGUCGCCGGCGAGGUGGACCAGAGCGACGGCAUGCUCAGCGACGACGUCGUGGCGCAGGGCUACGCGCUGCUCUGCGCCUCCUACCCGCGCUCCGACUGCACCAUCCGCGUCAUCCCCGAGGACGAGCUGCUCAAGGUCCAGCUCGCCACCGCCGACGACUGAGGCACAUCGCGCGCCCGCCGCCGCCGCCGUCGCCGGCGUGUGUGUCAUCUCCGGCUAGCUUGUACAACUUUUUUCCCCUCAAGUGGUAUUUCCCGAGAUAUUUGUGACAAUUGCUCCUUUGCCUAGCUAGUUGUUUCAGUUGUGAUAAUGUAGUAUCUACUAUUUUUGUUUUAAGCAUUAUGUAGGAUACAUAGUAUUAUUUCUAUCUUUUUCAUAUUCUAAGAGACGAACUACAAAAGGGUAAUGUACAAAAAUUUGGGGAGCUCAGCAUGUCUGGAAGCACGGGAGAACGUUCUUUUGCUGAUAUUAUUACCAGUAUUCGAUACUGGGUUAUUCA